AUUUUAAAGCGCUGAGUCUUCUUGACCAAUCACUGCCUCCUCGUUGAGUUUUUACUACACCUCUUCUUAAAACCAGAAAACUUCCGUACUAUACAGCUUUACUGUUUGACGCAUUUAACAAUGGGGGCUUGUUUGGCUUUGUGCUCUCUGGGAAGCUGCGCAUCCUGUCUGUGCGGCUCUGCUCCAUGUCUGUUAUCAGGAUGUUGCCCCUCUGCUUUCAACUCCACGGUCACUCGCCUGGCUUUCUCCUUCUUCCUGCUGCUCGGCACGCUCGUGUCCAUCAUCAUGAUCCUGCCUGGAAUGGAGGCUAACCUGGAAAAGAUACCUGGAUUUUGUGAAAAAGGCGUGUCCAUACCUGGCUUUGAAGGAAAGGUAAAUUGUGAGGUUAUUGUCGGCUAUAAAUCGGUGUACAGGAUGUGUUUCGCUUUGGCUUGCUUUUUCUUCCUCUUCUCCAUCAUCAUGAUCCGAGUGCGCAGCAGCAAGGACCCACGGGCCUCCAUUCAGAACGGAUUCUGGUUCUUUAAGUUUCUGAUACUGGUUGGAAUAACUGUAGGAGCGUUCUUCAUCCCAGAUGGUACUUUUAACACAGUGUGGUACUAUUUCGGUAUGGUUGGCUCCUUUAUCUUCAUCCUGAUGCAGCUGAUUUUGCUGGUGGACUUUGCUCACACAUGGAACCAGAGCUGGGUGGAAAAUGCUGAGAAUGGCAACAGCAAGUGCUGGUAUGCAGCUCUGUUAUCCUUCACAUGUUUUCUCUACGUAUGCGCUUUUGCUGCGAUGGUGCUGUGCUUCGUGUACUACACCCAGCCAGAUGACUGCACCGAACACAAAGUUUUCAUCAGCCUGAACUUGAUCUUCUGCAUCAUAGUGUCUGUGGUUUCGAUUCUACCAAAAGUGCAGGACGCUCAGCCUGGCUCAGGUCUGCUGCAGUCCUCUCUCAUCUCUCUGUAUACCAUGUAUCUCACCUGGUCUGCUAUGAGCAACAACCCCAACCGGAAAUGUAACCCCAGCCUGCUAAACCUGGUUACCAACAACCACACCACCACUGUUGCCCCAUCCCCCACCAUCCCCCCUGGGCAAGUCCAGUGGUGGGAUGCACAAGGAAUUGUGGGAUUGGUCCUCUUCCUCUUUUGCACUCUGUAUGCCAGUAUCCGAUCAUCCAAUAACUCUCAGGUGAAUAAGUUGAUGCAGACCGAGGAGAGGCAGGAGUUGGCGGUGGACAAGGACACAGAAGUGGGGGAGGAUGGAGUGAGACGUGCUGUGGAUAAUGAAGAGGAAGCAGUGAGCUACAGUUACUCUUUCUUCCACUUCUGCCUCAUUCUGGCUUCUCUUUACAUCAUGAUGACUCUCACCAACUGGUAUCAGCCUGACACAGACUACAAGGCCAUGCAGAGCACGAUGCCUGCAGUGUGGGUGAAGAUCAGCUCGAGCUGGCUGGCCUUGCUGCUGUACCUCUGGACACUUGUGGCUCCACUGAUCCUCACCAACCGAGACUUCAGUUAGGCAGCAAAUAAAAAACCUGUUCCACCGUAAGUCCAUUUGACCUCAGCCACGUGGUUAAACUCAUACUCGCACCCUAGCAUCUUUACUACUGUUUACUACUGAAAAAAUUCUAGGAAGGAAUUUCAUAUAACUAUAUUCUACAUGAUAAUGAUCCAAACAUAUGAUCUGAUCCUAAAUGACUGUACACUACAGACUUGCUGUCUGAUGACAGACUAAUUUGGCUCAACAAAUAUGCUGUUUUGUGUGAGGUUUUGUUCAGGACGGUGAGAAAACGCAUCCAAAGGAUAAUCCAUGGCAGGCAAAAUCAAUAAACUGAUUUUCUUUCUUGCCUCAAAUGUGCUGUCUAAUCUUAACUUAACUCUAAGACACUUUUAUUAUUAAAAAAUCUAUGAAGCUCUAAGAAAGACAUUUUGCUUGUUAAUGUACCAAACAUCCUGCGAUUCUAGCAUGUAUCAGCUCAACCGUUCUGCUGUACACAGUUUUCUAUGUUUUCACUCUCUUCAGUAAUGUCAGAUCAGACCUGCUGUACUGUCAGAUCAGACCUGCUGUACUGUCAGAUCAGACCUGCGGUACUGUCAGAUCAGACCUGCUGUACUGUCAGAUCAGACCUGCGGUACUGUCAGAUCAGACCUGCUGUACUGUCAGAUCAGACCUGCGGUACUGUCAGAUCAGACCUGCGGUACUGUCAGAUCAGACCUGCGGUACUGUCAGAUCAGACCUGCUGUACUGUCAGAUCAGACCUGCGGUACUGUCAGAUCAGACCUGCGGUACUGUCAGAUCAGACCUGCGGUACUGUCAGAUCAGACCUGCUGUAUUGUCAGAUCAGACCUGCGGUACUGUCAGAUCAGACCUGCGGUACUGUCAGAUCAGACCUGCGGUACUGUCAGAUCAGACCUGCGGUACUGUCAGAUCAGACCUGCGGUACUGUGAUCUUUCCAUGUUCCUAUGUUGAUUUUUUUUUAAGAAAUGUCUUUCUAAUUUCUUUUGACCAAAGAGAAAGCUUUUAUACUGAAUGUUGAUCUUUGAAGGAACAAAUAUGUGGGUUUAUACUGAUUUUUUCUUGUAUUUUGCACAAUGUUAUCCUGCAGAAAAUAUUAUUAAAGCUUUUCACUGUA
Messenger RNA from Hemibagrus wyckioides, 2615 nucleotides. RefSeq names its product serine incorporator 2 (gene serinc2). Gene Ontology annotation, cellular component: membrane. The transcript is spliced from 10 exons. The coding region runs from base 121 to 1500 and encodes 459 amino acids. The record is from RefSeq and is a predicted model, not a curated record. NCBI's taxonomy places the organism in Eukaryota, Metazoa, Chordata, Actinopteri, Siluriformes, Bagridae.